CCUGGCUCCAUUUUGAGAAGGUGAGGGCGUGGUGUGGCUCAUCCUGCAACUCCUGUUCCACCCCUGCAUAGCAGACUGGUGCAUCUCAAGGUCAGCCACGUGAAUUAGUCAGUAUCAUGAAGUCUCUUGGGCAGUCCCCAGACUUUCUCCUAUGUAAUGCCAGGACUAGCAUUCCAAGAGCUUAAACCUGUAUCGCGUCAGGAUGACUUCGAGGUUUCCAACAGCGGCGGAAAUUCUAUCGUUUCCUGCACCCAACUAUGUCGAUCCAACAACUCGAAGGCCCUUAGCUAUUGGUAUUCUUACGCCGAUGACUUUCAUUGUCGUUACUUUCAUCAGCUGUCGCUUUUACAGUCGCACAAUCCUGACCAAGACGCUGGGAUGGGAUGAUGGCAUCAUGCUUCUGGCGGCUAUUACCUCUGUUGGGAACAACAUCAUGGUCAUCAUUUCCAUGUUGCCACAGUAUCAGAUGGGUUAUCACCUCUGGGACAUACACCCACAGAUUCUCUAUGCAUCCAUGAAGGCUGCGCAGAUGGGGAUGGCAACACAGUUGCUGUUCACCGUAGUCAUAACGCUGAUGAAAGUCGCAAUACUCUUGACGUACAUGCGCAUCUUUCCAUCUCGACUCAACAAAUGGUUCUGUGUCAUAAUGCUUGCCUACACCAUUUCGCUCAACACGGCAUGCUUUUUCGUCACACUUUUUCAGUGCGCCCCAGCAAGCACGUACUGGAAUAUCUUUAAGUACAUCGGACGGACUAAAUGCCUGAAUAUAAGGGCCAUUUACUAUUUUCAUUCCGCGCAAAAUACCUUGAGCGACUUCUUGAUCUUCCUGUGGCCAGCCAGGGAUCUUCUCAACGUCAGAGUUUCGUUGCGACAGCGAAUCACACUGACAUGCAUGUUUUCUCUCGGAGUCAUCGUAUGUGUCGCUGGUGUUGCGCGUCUCUACUAUACUCAUAUCUAUCUGCACUCAUUUGACGUCUUCUGGCAUGGCGCAGAAACUUUCAUCAUCAUGUGCGUGGAGAGUGGAGUCGGUAUCGCGUGUGGUUGUCUUCCUGGUUGCAAGCCACUGAUGAAUAGGCUGUUCCCGCGAUAUUUUGCCACUACCACCAAUCGUUCGGACCAAUACCCUCGUAGAUGGCAACACAAUCACAUGAAACAAACCGAUGACGAGGAAUCGACCCUGCCUUCUGGUUCGGCCAAGGGCGACGUGACGCGACUCAUCAGCUCGAGGUCAGCUACAGCCACAGAACUCGCAGCCCUCCAGCAGACAACUCAAACACAAAAUUCUAUCAUGCCUAGCAUACGAUCACGUUCACCCACUUUUACUCGCUCGGUAUCAUUCACGACAGCACCUGUUGUCAACGCGGACAACAAUCGAACACAAAAUCACCACCGCUCCACCUCGCACUUGGCACAAAAUACUUUCACGACAACCAUCACCGCACAGCCCCACCACUCGCGCGCGUCAUCACGGAAUUCUAGAUGGAGUAGUUUUGAUAUCAACAAACCAUUACCGAUGCGACCGGCCCCGCCUGCUGUGGUGGCGCGCAGACCGAGUGGGAGCCGCAUUCGGAGAAGCAGAAAUGUGUCAAGGGAGCUGAGCACAAUUAGCAAUGCUAGUAUGGAGACGUUCAUCUUGCAAGGGGAACAAAGCGUGUCAGGAAAGCAGUCCCCAGAGCGGAAAAAUGAUAUAUGGAUGGGGUAGUAUUCAGGAAAAGCAGAUGGUGUCCUGACUUUUCGCAGCGACGUGGGCCGGAAGAUAUAUACAGAUACCUAGAUAUGCAGCGAGAUUUGGGGUCAUUCAAGGGUGGCACUGUAUCACUAUAACAGUCCCGGUUUGAGAUUAGAAAAGCGCU
Messenger RNA from Boeremia exigua, 1853 nucleotides. RefSeq lists its product as uncharacterized. Lineage: Eukaryota; Fungi; Ascomycota; Dothideomycetes; Pleosporales; Didymellaceae. The transcript is spliced from 8 exons. Bases 203 to 1702 code for a protein of 499 amino acids. The record is from RefSeq and is a predicted model, not a curated record.